UGAUAUGGUGGAGAGAAAGCACAGGACUGGGGGCCACAGGUCCUGGCUUCUCAUCCAGGCUCCGCUGCUCCCUGACUGCUGCCUUUCUCUGUGGACCUCCGUUUCCUCCGUGAUCCCACCAGGCGAAUUGUAAUCCUCCACACAGGGCUGGAACCCGCGAGUGAUCCCAGGAGCCCCUCCUCUCCGGGGCCCCAAGACCUGAGGACAGGGAGCCAGUUGCACACAGGAGCCGUGCAGGCCAGGACGGCGGCCCCAUGGACCUGCCUCUGCAGCUCUCCUUCGGCCUCUAUGUGGCCGCCUUUGCGCUGGGCUUCCCGCUCAACGUCUUGGCCAUCCGAGGCGCGACGGCCCACGCCCGGCUCCGUCUCACCCCUAGCCUGGUCUACGCCCUGAACCUGGGCUGCUCCGACCUGCUGCUGACAGUCUCCCUGCCCCUGAAGGCGGUGGAGGCGCUGGCCUCGGGGGCCUGGCCUCUGCCGGCCUCGCUGUGCCCCGUCUUCGCAGUGGCCCACUUCUCUCCACUCUAUGCCGGCGGGGGCUUCCUGGCCGCCCUGAGUGCAGGCCGCUACCUGGGAGCAGCCUUCCCCUUGGGCUACCAAGCCUUCCGGAGGCCGUGCUAUUCCUGGGGGGUGUGCGCGGCCAUCUGGGCCCUCGUCCUGUGUCACCUGGGUCUGGUCUUUGGGUUGGAGGCUCCGGGAGGCUGGCUGGACCCCAGCAACACCUCCCUGGGCAUCAACACACCGGUCAACGGCUCUCCGGUCUGCCUGGAGGCCUGGGACCCGGCCUCUGCCGGCCCGGCCCGCUUCAGCCUCUCUCUCCUGCUCUUUUUUCUGCCCUUGGCCAUCACAGCCUUCUGCUACGUGGGCUGCCUCCGGGCACUGGCCCACUCUGGCCUGACGCAUAGGCGGAAGCUGAGGGCCGCCUGGGUGGCCGGCGGGGCCCUCCUUACGCUACUGCUCUGCGUAGGACCCUACAACGCCUCCAACGUGGCCAGCUUCCUGUACCCCAAUCUGGGAGGCUCCUGGCGGAAGCUGGGGCUCAUCACGGGUGCCUGGAGUGUGGUGCUUAAUCCGCUGGUGACCGGUUACUUGGGAAGGGGUCCUGGCCUGAAGACAGCGUGUGCGGCAAGAACGCAAGGGGGCAAGUCCCAGAAGUAACGCCACCGCUCGGGGGAAGGAGCAUGGGGCAGGAGGGCCCGGCUGCUUCUCCAGGCCCCUGCGGGGGGCUGCUUCGGAGGAACUGCAGGGCAGCCUGGCCCGGAGGCCUCCCUGGAGCCACUCAAGCGGAGAGUGGUGCCUACCGAGGGCAGCACCCCAGUCAAGAGAGGAGCACGGAGCCAGAGCAAGGUGGCAGGGGGAGGUAAGUUUGCCACUGCAAGGUCGGCCCCCUUCCUCGCCUGUCUUUCUCUCCCCUCUGCACGUCCUCACCUGCCUGUCUUCAGUGGGCCGCGAGCAGAGGCCUUGUACUUAGAGGAAGGAGGAGGCAGUCUGUUUCUGACCCACAGGAACUGCCACUCCGGUGAUGCACUUGAGGACACGCUACUCUGAAAUCAGUUCCCGGGAGAGAACAUUUGAUUUCCGAGUAGGAGAGGAGGCAGGAGGCAGGAUAAUGACGCUGUUAUACCAUGUGAAACUCGCAAGGGGGCAGCCUUGGAGCUUGGAACGGAGGCUGGCAGGAAAAGAUGCUUCAGCCGGGGAGGGAAAAUGCAAGGUCCCGCAGUGAUGGGCAAAGGCCACGCAGUUGACUCUUGAACAACGUGGGGAUGGGGUGCCGAACCCCCACGCAGUGGAAAAUCUGUGCAUGACUUUGACUCCCCCAAAGUUCAACUACUAAUAGCCUACUGUUGACCAAAAGCUUUACCCAGUAUAUAAACAAUUGAGUAAGACAUAUUUGAAGCCAGGCACAGUGGCUUAUGCCUGUAAUCCCAGCACUUUAGGAGGCCGAGGCGGGAAGACUGCUUGAAGCCAGGAGUUCAGGACCAGCCUGGGCAACAUAGUGAGACCCCACCUCUACAAAUAAUAAAAAAUAAAAAUAAUUAGCUGGGCGUGGUGGUGUGUGCCUGUAGUCCCAGCUACUGAGGAGUCUGAGGUGGGAGGAUCGCUUGAGCCCAGGAUCGAGGCUGCAAUGCCAUGAUUGCACCACUGCACUCCAGCCUGGGUGACAGAGCAAGAUCCUGUCUCUGGAAAAAAAAGAAAAAAGACAUAUUUUGUAUGUUAUAUGUAUUAUGUGCUGGAUUCUUACAAUAAAGUCAGCUAGAGAAAAGUACAUGUUACUGAAAACAUUAUUAGAAAGAGAAAAUACCUUCACAGCACUGUGCUGUAUUUAUCAAUACCAUAAGUUUAUGUUGUCUGUUUAUAAGAGAAAUUGUCUGUCUGAAGCGGCAGUAACCACAGCUGCAGAUCUCAAUCUGUGGUAGAGAUCAAGCGGUUCAACCCUUUUUUGUAAUGUCAUGACUUUUCUUUGCUUCUUGGAAGCAGCUCUGGCAUCACUAAUGGCCCCGCAUAUGGGGCCCAGGGGGUUAUUCAAAGUUUACGGUAUCGCAGUAAACAUGGUGAAACA
Messenger RNA from Nomascus leucogenys (northern white-cheeked gibbon), 2559 nucleotides. RefSeq names its product free fatty acid receptor 1 (gene FFAR1). Gene Ontology annotation, biological process: G protein-coupled receptor signaling pathway; positive regulation of calcium ion transport; positive regulation of cytosolic calcium ion concentration. Gene Ontology annotation, cellular component: plasma membrane. The record is from RefSeq and is a predicted model, not a curated record. Gene Ontology annotation, molecular function: bioactive lipid receptor activity. Lineage: Eukaryota; Metazoa; Chordata; Mammalia; Primates; Hylobatidae.